This is a messenger RNA of Pseudozyma flocculosa PF-1, 1074 nucleotides long. RefSeq lists its product as uncharacterized. The transcript is spliced from 7 exons. Gene Ontology annotation, molecular function: NADP binding; oxidoreductase activity, acting on the CH-OH group of donors, NAD or NADP as acceptor; NAD binding. The record is from RefSeq and is a predicted model, not a curated record. NCBI's taxonomy places the organism in Eukaryota, Fungi, Basidiomycota, Ustilaginomycetes, Ustilaginales, Ustilaginaceae. The coding region runs from base 1 to 1074 and encodes 357 amino acids.
AUGUCGGCCACCAACGACGCCAGCGUCGACAUCUCGAUCCCCUACAGCACGCCGGGCACGCCGCACCCGCAGCACCAGCUAGGAUGGGUGGGUCUCGGCAACAUGGGCGCCAAGAUGGCCCUCAACCUGGCCAAGCACCUCUCCACCCUCAGCCCUCCGCUGCCCCCGCUGCUCGUCUACAACCGCACCGUGUCCAAGGCGCAGGAGCUCGAGAAGAGCAGCAACGGUCUCAUCCGCGCCGUCGGCAGCGCCGCCGAGAUCGGACAGAGGUGUGAGCUGAUCUUCACCAGCCUCAGCAACGACGCGGCCGCCGAGGAAGUCUUUGAGGAGCUGCUCAAGGGCGAGGAGAAGCGUGUCGGGCACUCGGCCCAGGAGAGGCUCUCCCGCGGCCUCAAGACCACGUUUAUCGAGACGAGCACCCUCUACCCGACUACCACCGGCGGCCUCGAGCGCAAGGUGUCGAGCUUGCCCAAGCGUCACUUUGUCGCCGCGCCAGCUUUCGGUCCGCCGCCGAUGGCUGCCGACGCCAAGCUCGUCUUUGCCGUCGCAGGACCCCACAACAGCAAGAAGCACGUCAGCCAGUUCUUGGUUCCUGCCAUGGGCCGAAAGAUCAUGGACUUUGGAUCUGACCCGGAGCGAGCGGCUUCGUUCAAGCUGAUUGGCAACAGCCUCAUCGUGUCGACGAUCGAGAUGCUCUCAGAGACCAUGACGCUGGCCGACAAGACGGGCGUGGGUGCCGAGCGCCUCUACGAGUUCCUCGAGGAGUUCUACCCGGCGCCCUCGGCGCUCGGGUACGGCAAGAAGAUCCUGACCAACAACUUUCACGGCGAGAACGGCUUCACCCUCAAUGGCGGCAUCAAGGAUGCGAGCCACAUUAUCAAGCUGGGCGAGUCGGUCGACUGCCCGCUGCCCAUCAUUGACCUGGCGCGCCAGCACAUGCUCUCAGCGCGGGCGAUUGGCGGCGAGGACCUCGACUGGUCGUCGCUCUCUGCGGGCUUCCGGGUGACGGCGGGCGUGCCUCCGUUUGAGCGCAAGGAGAUGCUCAAGAAGUGGUCCGAGGAGUCGAAGCAGUGA